Molecule: messenger RNA, 4815 nt
Organism: Salvelinus namaycush (lake trout)
Lineage: Eukaryota; Metazoa; Chordata; Actinopteri; Salmoniformes; Salmonidae
Product: thrombospondin type-1 domain-containing protein 7A-like
Exons: 28
Coding region: 1-4815 (1604 amino acids)
Biological process (GO): actin cytoskeleton organization
Cellular component (GO): plasma membrane
Source: RefSeq, a predicted model, not a curated record
AUGGGGCCAUGGGGCAGAUGUAUGGGCAGUGACUGUGGCCCAGGUGGCAGCCAGAGUCGGGCUGUGUGGUGUGCCCACGUGGACGGCUGGACCACCCUCCACACCAACUGUGACCAGUCCCAGCGGCCUUCCAACCAGCAGAACUGCUUCCGUGUGUGCGACUGGCACAAGGACCUUUACGACUGGAAACUCGGUGCCUGGAACCAGUGUGUGUCCGUGUCAGCAAGAACCUUUGGGGGCAUGCGGCCAUACGUAUGCAAUGGGGGUGAGGAGGGCAUUCAGACCCGGGAGGUGGGCUGCAUACUAAAGUCAGACGAAUCUCUCGGAGACGACACCAUCUGUGAGUACUUUGAGCCCAAGCCUCGACUAGAGCAGGCCUGCCUCAUCCCCUGCCCUCAGGAUUGUGUAGUGUCUGAAUUCACCCCCUGGACAUCCUGCUCAAAAACCUGUGGAACCGGCCUAAAGAACCGGGUGCGCAGUGUCCUGGUGCCUCCACUCUUCGGGGGUUCAGCCUGCCCAAACCUAACCGAAUUCCAGACCUGUAAGCCAGGGUCUUGUAAGGGGCCUGAGGGGGUGUACAGCCUCAGGGUGGGGCCCUGGAUGCCCUGUUCUCUCCCCAUUUCCCGGCCGGUGCGGCAGGCCAAGCAUAGGAAGGGUAAAGGGGGGGCCAGGGAGAGGCCUGGGGUCAAAGACCCUGAUACUAGGGAGCUGAUCCAGAAGAAACGGACCAGGAACCGGCUCAACAGGCAGGAGAGCCCCUUCUGGGACAUCCAGGUGGGAUACCAGAGUCGCACGGUGUCCUGUGCACACAGGAACGGGAGCACGGUGGGACUCAGUCUUUGUCUGCCCUGGGACCUCCCUCUGACGGUCCAGUCCUGCAUCCUUGCUAAGGACUGUAAGCUGAGCGAGUGGGCAGACUGGGGCCCCUGCUCCAAGGCCUGUCUAGACCCAGACCCUGAGUCCUCCAGGGGUCAACGCUCCAGGACCAGACGAGUGCACCAGUUCUCCGUGGGGGAGGGGGAGGACUGCCCACCGCUGGAGGAGACGGAGCCAUGUGACCCCCAGGGGGAUGGAGUACUGCCCUGCGCCACUUACACCUGGAGGACUACAGAGUGGAGCGACUGUAGAGUGGACUCGUUGCUAAGCCAACAGGACCGUCGGCGUAGCAACCAGACCGGCCUGUGUGGGGGAGGGCUCCAGAAUCGAGAGGUGUACUGUGUCCAGGCCAACGCCGAACUACUGACCUACCUCAACAACCUCAAAGACAAAGAUGCGUCCCGUCCUGUGGACAGCAAGCUAUGUGGGGGUCCCGUCCCCAACACGUCCCAGCUGUGUCACAUCCUCUGUCCCAUCGAGUGUGAAGUGUCCCCAUGGGGGGCCUGGGGACCCUGCACCUAUGAGAACUGUGACGUCCAAGAAGGGAAGAAAGGUUUUAAACUGAGGAAACGGGAGAUCAGCAAUGAGCCAACAGGUGGACCAGGGAACUGUCCUCACCUGGUGGAGGCUGUCCCAUGUGACGAACCCAGCUGCUGGGACUGGCGCCUGGUCAGACUGGAUGAGUGUAUCCCCGACGGGGAGCUGCCGUGUGGCCCCGGGGCACAGAUACCUCAGGUCCAGUGUGUCAACAGCACUGGUGACAUGGUGGACAAGGAGCUGUGUGGGGGAGCCUCUGCCCCUGAGCCCAUCGCCUGUGAUGUGCCUUGCCCUAAGGACUGUGUCCUCAGCGACUGGACCUCCUGGUCCUCCUGCUCCCAAACCUGUUCCAGCAAAACCAUCGAGGGCAAGCAGCUAAGGACCCGCUCCAUACUGGCCUACAACGCUGGCGAAGGUGGUGGCAUGUGCCCCAACAGCAGUUCCCUGCAGGAGGUGCGUAACUGCAAUGAGCAUGCAUGUACGGUGUACCACUGGCAGACUGGCCCCUGGGGCCCCUGUACUGAAGACCCCUCAGCCUCAGCCCUCAACACCACCACUGGCCCCAGGUCUGCUGCCGGCCCCAACACCAGUGGGCAGGGCCCUUGUUCCCAGGGCAUGCAGACACGCAAGGUCAUCUGUGUACGGGUCAACGUGGGACAGGUGCCGCCCAAGAAGUGUCCUGAGAGUCCUCGUCCAGGCACAGUGCGACCCUGUCGAAUGCCCUGUAAGAAGGACUGCAUCGUCACCCCCUUCAGCGACUGGUCCCAGUGCUCUCCCAGCUGUGAUGCAGCUGGUAACAUUCAGAAGAAGAAGCAGUCAAGAAAUCGCGUCAUCCUCCAGCUGCCAGCCAACGGGGGCCAAGACUGUCCUGAGGUGCUGGAGGAGGAGAAAGACUGUGAGGCUCCUAAAGUCUGCCCUGGUUACAGGUGGAAGUCACACAAAUGGAGAAGGUGUCAAUUGGUGCCAUGGUACAUCAGGGAGGACAGCCCAGGGGCUCAGGAGACAUGUGGACCAGGUCUUCAAACAAGAGCCGUGUCCUGUCGCCAACUGGACGGAGUGCAGGCAGACAUUGGAGAGUGUCUGAAGUUUGCCAACACCAUGCCCCCCAUCACUCAGCGGUGCCAGCUCCCAUGCCAGGACGAUUGCCAGCUCACCAACUGGUCCAAGUUCUCGUCCUGCACAGCUGACUGUGUGGGGGUCCGAACCAGGAAGAGGUUACUUGUAGGGAGAAGCAAGAAGAAGGACAAGUGUAAGAACACCCAGAUGUACCCUCUGAGCGAGACCCAGUACUGCCCGUGUGACAAGUACAACGCCCAGCCCGUGGGCAACUGGUCCGACUGCAUCCUGGCCGGGGGAGACCGGGUGGAGAGCCUCCUGGGCAUGAAGGUCCAGGGGAACGUCAAGGAGUGUGGCCAGGGCUACCGUUACCAGGCCAUGGUGUGUUACGACCAGGACAACAGACUGGUGGAGACCUCACGAUGCAACAGCCACGGCUACAUUGAGGAGGCGUGCAUCAUCCCCUGUCCGUCAGACUGUAAGCUCAGCGAGUGGUCCAACUGGUCCCGCUGCAGUAAGUCAUGUGGUAGCGGGGUCAAAGUGCGUUCCAAGUGGCUCCGGGAGAAACCGUACAACGGAGGGCGACCCUGCCCCAAACUGGACCACAUCAACCAGGCCCAGGUGUAUGAGGUUGUGCCAUGUAUUAGUGACUGUAGUCAGUAUGUGUGGGUGGCUGAACCCUGGAGUGUAUGGAAGGUCAGCAACUUGGACCUGAAGGAGAACUGUGGAGAGGGCGUCCAGACCCGCAAAGUCAGGUGUAUGCUGAACACUAUUGACGGUCCAUCUGAGUCUGUGGAGGACUACCUGUGUGACCCGGAGGACAUGCCCUUGGGGACGCGGGGAAGCCGGCUGCCCUGCCCCGAGGACUGUGUCCUCUCUGACUGGAGCAGCUGGAACCGCUGCAGCCUGCCAUGCAGUUACAACAACAGCAGGAAACGGACAGCCUACGCCAUCCGGUCACCUGGAGCAGGGAGACAAUGUCCGGAAACCACAGAGAAGGAGCCAUGUAGUCUGAACCUGAACUGCUUUCACUAUUUCUACAACAUCACAGACUGGAGCACAUGUCAGCUAAGUGCCAAUGCUGUGUGUGGGAAUGGCAUCAAGACGCGGAUGCUGGAUUGUGUACGCAGCGACGGCAAGUCUGUUGACCUCAAGUUCUGUAAGGAGCUGAGCCUGGAGAGGAAGUGGCAAAUGAACAUUUCCUGUGUGGUGGAGUGUCCCGUCAACUGCCAGCUGUCUGAUUGGUCGGCCUGGUCGGAAUGCUCACACACGUGUGGACUGGAUGGGAGGAUGUGGCGUAGCAGGGUGGUGGUGCAGGGGUCCCAGGGAGACGGGCGUCCCUGUCCCUCUCAGCUGGAGCAGUGGAAACCUUGUCCUGUCAGACCCUGUUACAGGUGGCAGUACAGUCCCUGGUCUGAGUGCAGAGUGGAGGAGGUGGUAUGUGGAGCGGGACUUCGCUACCGGAACCUGUCGUGCUUCGUGUCGGACGGCUCCGGAGAAGGAGAGGGCAGCAUGGUGGAGGAGGAGCUGUGUGGGGGUCUGGAGCUGGCUGUCAACAGAGACAAACUGAUCAUACUGAAGGAGACCUGUGUUCUGCCCUGUCCAGGGGAAUGCUACCUGAUGGAGUGGUCUGACUGGAGCCCGUGUCUGAGUGUGUGUGCCAAAGGGGCCGGCGUGGACUUUGGCUCUGUCCAGGUGCGCUCACGAGCCGUCAUGGCCCAGGAGCCCGAGAACGUCCAGCUGUGUCCUGACCAGGAUUGGGAGUCCCGACCCUGCACUGAUGGGGAGUGUUUUGAGUACAAGUGGAUGAGCAGCACGUGGUCAGGCUCCUCUCGCGUCACCUGGUGUCAGCGCUCUGAUGGACUCAACGUCACAGGAGGAUGCCCCCCUAUCAAUCCUCAAGGGAACGACAACAACUCCUGUGACCCGCCGUGUCAAAUGCCAAUGUCCUUCUGCACUGAGGCUGACGUGUGUAUGUGCGAGGAGGGCUACACAGAGGUGAUGUCCUCCAGUGACCAGCUGGACCACUGCACCCCCAUACCCAUUCUGGAGAUCCCCACAGCCGGGGACAAGAAGACUGACGUGAAGACCAGCCGUGCCAUCAACCCCACCCUGCCUGGCACCAUACAGCCUGGACGCACCUGGUACCUGCAACCCUUUGGAUCAGAUGGCAAGCUGAAGAUGUGGGUAUAUGGUGUAGCAGUGGGAGCCCUGGUACUGCUCAUGUUCAUAAUGUCUAUGAUAUACCUAGCUUGCAAAAAGCCAAAGAAACCAAAGAGACAGAGGCAAAUGAACAACCGAUUGAAACCUCUCACCCUAGCCUAUGAUGGGGACGCUGACAUGUAG